Thalassophryne amazonica is the source of this 3425-nucleotide messenger RNA. It is a transcript of the gene mtmr1a, whose product is annotated as myotubularin related protein 1a. Gene Ontology annotation, molecular function: phosphatidylinositol-3,5-bisphosphate 3-phosphatase activity. Gene Ontology annotation, biological process: dephosphorylation. NCBI's taxonomy places the organism in Eukaryota, Metazoa, Chordata, Actinopteri, Batrachoidiformes, Batrachoididae. The record is from RefSeq and is a predicted model, not a curated record. The coding region runs from base 232 to 2301 and encodes 689 amino acids. The transcript has 18 exons.
GUCUUUUUUGAGUGGGCGGAGCUUCAGAGCGAGGAAGCGAUGCGGGCGGAAGCGAGAAGCUAAAGCGCAAAUAACCGAGAAGAAAUCGUGAAAAUCAGCGAGAAGAACCGUUAAAUGUGCGCCGCUUCUUACAGACAACACAGAAUCCUCACGGUAAAGCAUUCGAAUUAAAGCCAGCAGGGUUUCGUUUGUCCUGCGUCUUCGGAGGAAGCCGUCCGCCCCUGCUGGUAGAUGGAGAAGCAGGCCGGAGCCGCCGGGGCGGCGGACGGGGCAGCGCCCGGCCGGAAGCCCUGGAGCUCCGCGACCAACGGACCAACCGCCGGUGAAAACCCGGACAGUCCAACAGGUUCUCACGUGGAGUGGUGUAAACAGCUGAUAGCAGCAACCAUCUCCAGUCAGAUUUCUGGCUCAGUCCCGUCUGACAUUGGGAACCGGGACAGCAAGGAUUCAGAGGAUACAUGUGAAGGGCUUUGUUACCACGGAGAAAGUGAUUCUGAGCAUCCUUCCAGUGCUUUGAACCUUGCUGUACGAAAGUAUGGGAUGCAGGCCCGCAUGUCCCCGAACCAGGUGCCUCUGCUGCCAGGUGAAAACAUCCAGACUACAGUGAAGGAUGUGAUGUACGUCUGUCCAUUCAGCGGUCUGGUAACCGGAACGUUAACCAUCACAGACUACAAGCUCUACUUCAACGGUUUAGACCGGGAGUCUCCAUUUAGUCUGGAUGUGAAUUUGGGAGUUAUCAGUCGACUGGAGCGCUUCAUCAUCCCAACCCGAGGAGAGAACACCAAAGGACUGGAGUUAGUCUGCAAGGACAUGAGGAGUCUGAGAUUUGCUUAUAAAAAAGAAGAAAGUAAUCCCGAUGUGGUGGAGGUGUUGGCCAAGCACGCGUUUCCUCUCUCCUCCGGCCUGGCAUUGCUUUUGCAAAUUUCCCGACAGACGCUGUUUGCUUUUCUGUACAAAGAGCGUUUUCCUGUGGAUGGCUGGAAGGUGUACAACCCGAUGGCUGAGUACAAACGUCAGGGUCUCCCAAAUGAGAGUUGGACCAUCAGUAAAAUCAACAGUGCCUAUGAGCUGUGCGACACGUAUCCCUCCAUUGUGGUCAUCCCCGCCAAUAUCACGGACGAUGACAUCAAGCGAGUGGCUGUGUUCAGAGCAAAGCACCGCAUACCGUUGUUGUCCUGGAUCCACCCAGAGUCUCAGGCCACCAUCAUACGUUGUAGCCAGCCAUUAGUUGGCCCCUCAGACCGCCGCUGUAAAGAGGACGAGCGCUUCCUCCAAAUCAUCAUGGACGCCAACGCCCAAUCUCACAAGCUCACCAUCUUCGAUGCCCGGCACAGUAGUGUGGCAGACACAAACAAGGCCAAAGACGGUGGUUAUGAAAGUGAAAAUUUCUACACCAAUGUGGAGUUGAACUUCCUAGAAAUCCCCAACAUCCACGUGAUGCGGGAGUCUCUGAGGAAAAUGAAGGAGGUGGUUUAUCCGACUAUAGACGAAGCCCACUGGCACUCGGCCAUAGACCAGACCCACUGGCUGGAGUACAUCCGGCUGCUGCUAGCUGGAGCGGUAAAGAUUGCUGAUAAGUUGGAGUCUGGGAAAACAUCGGUGGUGGUCCACUGCAGUGACGGCUGGGACCGAACGGCCCAGCUGACCUCUCUGGCCAUGCUGAUGCUGGACAGCUACUACCGGACUCUCUGUGGAUUCCAGGUUCUGGUGGAGAAGGAGUGGAUUAGCUUCGGACACAAGUUUGCUGCUCGUGUGGGUCACGGUGAAGAGAACCACUCCAACGCCGAGCGCUCACCUCUGUUUGUCCAGUUCAUCGACUGCGUCUGGCAGAUGACUCGGCAGUUUCCAUCAGCCUUCGAGUUCAAUGAGCUGUUCCUGAUCACGGUGCUGGAUCACCUCUACAGCUGUCUGUUUGGGACGUUCCUCUAUAACAGCGAGCAGGAGAGAACAGCCAAAGGAGUGCAGUCCAAAACCAUCUCCCUGUGGUCCUACAUUAACAGCCAGCCUGAAGACUUCACCAAUCCGUUCUUUGUCGACUACAAGCACCACAUCCUGUAUCCAGUAGUUUCCUCCAGACAUCUGGAGGUCUGGACAAGCUACUACGCACGCUGGAACCCUCGCAUGAGGCCGCAGAUACCGGUGCACCAGACACUGAAGGAGCUCCUCUUCCUUCGGGCAGAACUCCAGAGGAACGUGGAGGACCUGCAGAGGGAAGCCUCCGCCCAUUCCCUGUCAUCCUCACCGGAGAACUCGCCGUCCCCAACACAUGCCACAGGAACUCCGCUCCACACUGUCGUGUGACGCAAAUACAGACCCGCUGUGCCCCCCGCAGGAGGUCCACUCACAUCACAUAGAUGUACUUUAUGUUUACAGUGAGGGAGUUUUGUAAAGAGAUUCUUGUAUUUAUAUUAAUAUUCUUAAAUUUAUGUAAAAAUGUAUUUAGGGAAAAUUAUGUUCUAAAUAUGGAAACAUGCAAACUGAAGAGUAUUAGAAAUACUUUGGGUGGUAAACAUUCGGAAUCACCUUAUUACAAUGUCUGUACUCUUCCUACGUCUUGUACCCAACAGAAGGGCGGAGCUUAUGUGAUCACCUGUCUGUUCAUCUGUGCACAUGAGAGCUGAGUGGGUGGAUUUUCAGUACAUUUUGUGUAGAGGUGGUUCUUUUAUCUCCUUUUUUUUCGCAUUCCCAGAACUGGCCUUAUGACAUCACAAAGAUCUGUAUUUUCUGAAAAAAACAAAAAAAGCAUAUACACCCAAGACUAAAACCCUUGCUGUGGGUUAGCAGCGUGUAAUUUUUGCAAUAACCAUAUUAUUGUUUAAGCUUUAGAUUUAAUUGAAAUUACCAAAAGACCAGAGAAAAAGUGGAAAAUAUCAGUAAAACUAUUUCUUGCCAAAGGAAUUCUUGAGCUCAGUCCAAAAUAGUGCCACCUCAUGGAUAAAUCAUGUCAUUAGUCUCACGGUCACAGUCAUCACAUUAUUUUUGGAGGCUGCUCUUGUUUUCAUUACUUAAAUUUAUUUAAUUUCAAGAUUCAGAGAAGUUCAGAAAAGCAACAUAUUAUUCUAUAUCGUCUAAACUAACAGUUCGACUAAUCCCUAAAAUUUGGAACGUACAGUUUACCUGCUAAUGUGAUGAAUUAUCAAGUGAACAAAGUUAUUUGACUUUUCAUAACUGUAAUUAGAACAUUCAACAAAUUAUUAACAUAAAAAAGACCAAAUGCUUGAAACACAAAAUUUUAAAGAUCAUGAAAAUGACAAAUUGAGUUUUAUCAUAUUUUUAAAAGUAUUAUUUUUGAUUAUUCACAUUGUAUAUAAAAAAAGUAAUUUCAGCUUUUGUUCAGUCUUGACGGUGACCUGAGGCGCCUCCCAGUGGUCAGAAGCUAUAACAGCCCUCUGAAUUUCAGGAUGUACAAAUUUAAUUUAAAAAAA